Messenger RNA from Vespula vulgaris, 2771 nucleotides. It is a transcript of the gene LBR, whose product is annotated as delta(14)-sterol reductase TM7SF2. Gene Ontology annotation, cellular component: nuclear inner membrane; endoplasmic reticulum membrane. Gene Ontology annotation, molecular function: oxidoreductase activity, acting on the CH-CH group of donors, NAD or NADP as acceptor. The record is from RefSeq and is a predicted model, not a curated record. Gene Ontology annotation, biological process: sterol biosynthetic process. The transcript is spliced from 9 exons. Lineage: Eukaryota; Metazoa; Arthropoda; Insecta; Hymenoptera; Vespidae. The coding region runs from base 304 to 2247 and encodes 647 amino acids.
UCAGAAUACUCAGCGUGUGGUUUUCGCGUUUCAAUGUUAUGAUGCAAAAAGAUAGUGUUAAUUAUAACCUUGUGAUUUAUAAAAGAAUUAUUAUUUUUACAACGUCGUGGAUUCGAUGAUAAAACUAUUACUAUUUCACUAGAAAAUAUACGACAAACAAGGUACCUGCGUAAUAAUUAAAUAUUAUUAUAAAAAAUUAUAAACCUGGAAUAAAAGUGAUAUAAAUAUAUAUAGAUAUAUUUAUAUAUAUAUACAUAUACACAUAAUUGUAUACGCAUAUACAAAUUAUAAAAAAUAAAAAUCAUGGAACAUAAUAUAAAUAAUAGUGAAAUGUUAGAAAGAACUAGAGGUGCAGUUCGAAUGAGUACUAGAAUAAGAAGAAAAAGUCCAUCACGGUAUUCUCCUAGCAGAAAAUCAUCUACUAGUCGUUCUUCUAGAAGAUCACCUGCUAGAUCACCUGCUAGAUCACCAGCACGAUCACCUGCUAGAUCACCUGCUAGAUCACCUGCUAGAUCACCAGCACGAUCACCAGCACGAUCACCAGCUCGAUCACCUGCAAGAUCUCCAAAUGCUGAUAAAAGAAAACUUCCAUUUCGCAAUACAAAAUAUGCCAAAGUAUCUAUUCCCAGAAUAGAGUUUCCCACUGAAAAAAUUAAUAACAAGGAAAAAAUUACGGUAACAAGAAAUUCUACUUUUAACGAUAAUCAAACUGAUACAAUGCCACUUCAUUAUCGGUUAAAAGAACUUGAAGCUGUAUCUCGCAGAUCGAUACGUAUGUCUAGUACACCAAAAAUGGAAUCGCCACAUAAAUUCACAGCAUUUACUAGAAAUUUUGAUAGAGCUGUUUCUUUACCAGUGGAACGAAAAUCUCGAUUACAUGAUAUAAAUGAUGGGAAGGAGAGAGGUUUUUCUGUACAAAGAGAUCAGGAUUUGACUAAACCAGUAGAAGAAAACACACAAUCAGAAUUAAUAAUAUUAGAAAAACGUAGACAAAAUAUAAAUUUAGUUAAUGAACCUCAGGAAUGGGGAGGAUGGUUUGGGACUUACAUUCUUUUAUUUGUCUUACCUCUUACUGUAAUUGCACCACAAUUACUUUGUUCAAAAGCCAUGUGUAAAUUAGCGUAUCUAGAAAUACCAACUGAUAUACAAUUAUACAUCAAUGCUUAUUCAUUUUUUGGAUACAUGUCAUUUUUACUACUACUCACUAUCUUUUCUUUUAUUCCAAUUGGGAGGUGCAUCGACGGACAACAAAGUAAAAUCGGUAGAUUGCAAUACCGUAUGAAUGGAUUUUUAUGUGCCGCAUUAUCACUGGCCAUACUCAGUAUAUGUGUAUAUAAAAAAUUAAAACUUCAUGACUUUAUUUUAGAAAAUUCUUUACAAUUGAGUACUAGUGGAUGGAUUCUUGGAACAAUUAUAGCAAUAUUCUUAUAUAUUAAAGCAAAUAAAGCACCUGUUGCAUGUCUUAAUAUAUGUGCAUCAACUAAUAGUAUUAUAUAUAAUUUCUGGCAAGGCAGAGAAAUUAAUCCCAGACUUGGCUCUUUGGACAUAAAAAUAAUUUUAUUACGUGCUUCAGUGAUUGGAUUAAUUAUUGUAAACUUGUCUGUUAUAAUCAAAGCAUUGGAAAACAGUAGUAGUUUGGACGUGAAGGAUAUUAAUUUAGCAGAAUUAUUAGUAUCCUCUUUACAAAUAUUUUAUGGUAUGGAUAUGUUAAUGUACGAAUCAACUAUUUUAACAUCCUUUGAAUUUACGUACGAAGGUACUGGAUAUAUGCUGUGUGUCGGUCAUUUACUUUAUCCUUUUCUACCAACUAUUUUAUCUAGAUACAUGUUGUUUAGAAGAACACAAAUAAACUAUCUCUUUGUAAUACCUAUCCUAAGCUUUAUUAUCGGAUACAUUAUAUACAGAAUUAGUAAUUCUCAGAAGGAUGAAUUUAGAAAAAAUCCAUUAUCUCCUGCGUUAGAUCAUUUAGAAACGAUUUCGACGUCACGUGGAAAAAAAUUGAUAGUAUCUGGUCUUUGGGGAUAUAUAAGACAUCCCAAUUAUUUGGGUGAUAUCAUAAUGCAAUGGUCUAUAUCUUGUUUGAGUAUGACAAGUGAAAUCUUACCUUAUUAUGCUCCAUUGUGUUGCACUAUAGUGUUAAUGCAUCGUGCAAUAAGAGAUAAUAGACGUUGUAAAUUGCGUUAUGGUUAUGCCUGGGAACAAUAUUGCUCGAAAGUAAAAUAUAUGAUUAUAGAUCACGUAUUUUAAAUAUUUUUUUAUUGUAACAUAUGGAAACUAAUUUAUAAUACUAAAAUUUAUUAGAAUGUUUCACUUUGAGAUCUCAAGAGAGUUUGCAUGACAUCUGUAUACAAUGUUUGUUAUUGUAUAAAACAAAUCUUUAUAAUAAUCUCAUAUUUUAUAGUAUAUAUUUUAAACUUAAGAAGAAUUCAUGUUUAUAGAUAUAUAUAUAUAUAUAUACAUAUAAGUAGUUACAGAAAAACUGUAAUCGAAAAAUUUAGAAUCUCAAAAAUAUGAUGUCAUAUUUAAGUUUAUUGAUUAUAUUACAUUGAUAUAAGCUUGAAAAUUAUUAAUGCAACAUUAUUUCAAGCUUAUUAUGAACAAAAAAUGUUUAAGUAUAAGAAUAAAAUUUGUAGAAAUUAGUUUUAGAAGAUUGUUAAAUGUAGAUUUAUGUAAUGAUACAUAAUGUGUACAUUGUAACACAAUAAGGAAUUUUAUACUUUUUUAUAUUAAAGACGUGUAUAAUGAUCUGUAAUAAAUAAUUUUUAUAAAAA